UUUAAUUGUUGGUCAACAAGGUCUUUUUUUCUCAGCAUUGUACAAACUUUGUGAUGAGAGAAUUUUUUGCCCAUUAGAAUAGUAUCAGGCGAGUCAUCACGAGCGCUAAUCGAAGUGUGCGUGGUAAAAACCUUCAUCAUCACCACCAGACGAUAGAAUUGCCCCAUGAGAUUCGAACCUUCGGACUUGGGGAUGGCGUUCCACCCCUUCUUACUUCCGCCCCGGCCGAGCGACUUCAGCGUGAGUUCCAUCCUAACGCCGCCGCAUCCCUAUUUACCGGCGGCGCCCUUUCACUCGUUGCCACCGCCGCCCCUCUUCCCGAAGCCGCCCCUGACAGCGGAAGACGUGCUGGUGCCCCUCAGGGGCCACCCCCCGCUCAGGGGCCUCGAACCACCUGAAGAUGAUGGUGUCAAAGAUGACCCAAAAGUGACUCUAGAAUCCAAAGAUCUCUGGGAUCAGUUCCACACCUUUGGAACUGAAAUGGUCAUCACCAAAUCUGGAAGACGCAUGUUCCCAGCUUACAAAGUUCGGGUAAGCGGCUUGGACAAAAAAGCAAAAUACAUUCUUUUGAUGGACAUCGUGGCUGCAGACGACUGUCGUUAUAAAUUCCACAACAGCAGGUGGGUAGUGGCGGGAAAAGCUGAUCCGGAGAUGCCCAAAAGGAUGUACAUUCAUCCCGACAGUCCAUCCACGGGUGAACAGUGGAUGCAAAAAGUUGUCUCUUUCCACAAACUAAAGAUCACCAACAACAUCUCAGAUAAACAUGGAUUCACGAUCCUGAAUUCUAUGCACAAGUACCAACCCCGGUUCCAUCUGGUGCGGGCGAACGACAUCCUCAAGUUACCCUACUCCACGUUCCGAACGUAUGUCUUCAAGGAGACCGAAUUCAUUGCAGUUACCGCCUACCAGAACGAAAAGAUAACUCAACUCAAAAUCGAUCACAAUCCAUUUGCCAAAGGUUUCAGAGACACCGGUGCUGGAAAAAGAGAAAAGAAGAGGCAAACGAUGCUUCUCUCACAAGAUGGCAGUUCACGUGAUAAAACUGGCAUGUCAAGUGAUCACAAAAUGGACGAUGACAGCAGUGACGAAGAAGAUGAGAAGGUAGACGUUGGGGGAGUAGCAGACCUUCAGCCCAAUUUCUGCUUCUCAGGAGACCAAGAAGUACCCAGUGACGGACUUAAUUCCAAAGAGAUGAAUGGGGAUUCCUCGAAACGUAAUCCACUGCCAUUGAAUUUCGACAAAACUCAGACAUCUUCGAAGCCAUCUUCACCAGUCAUCAUUAACGAAAGUGGGCCAAGUGUCAGUAUAUCUUCUUCUUUUCCUCCAUCACAUAUGAUGCCCUAUCUUUACUCAUCAGGACUGUAUUUACCACCUCCUCCACCGGGCAUGUUCCUUCCAGGAAGCAAUCCCCCACCGUUCCCGCUACCAGGACCCUUUAGUCAACCUCCAUCCACCUCUUCGUUCCAUCCUAGUUUACUCUUCAACGCCCACAUGGCUUUGUCUCAGUCCAUCUUCAACCAAAGUUACUCUUCUACCUCAGAUCCACUAAAGUAUCAUCCACAAAGGUUCUGGCCUUAUCCCAUCGUGUCCACACCAGGAUCUCUCCCUGGAUCAAUUCAGUCAGUAGUCUCACCAAUGUCCACCAGUUCCCCAUACGAUGGAACUCAUUUCAACAGGUCGUCGCCAGGCUCCGAUGGUGGAACUAGUUCCGUUGGCUCAUCUUCGAGUGAUCUAAAAAGCAUGGAGAACAUGGUGAACGGCUUGGAACGACAACAAAGCAUGCCGGUAACGUUGUCAACUUUGAGAGACAAAUAG
Messenger RNA from Uloborus diversus, 1815 nucleotides. Its product is annotated as T-box transcription factor TBX3-like. Gene Ontology annotation, biological process: regulation of transcription by RNA polymerase II; cell fate specification; positive regulation of DNA-templated transcription. Gene Ontology annotation, cellular component: nucleus. The transcript has 6 exons. Gene Ontology annotation, molecular function: RNA polymerase II cis-regulatory region sequence-specific DNA binding; DNA-binding transcription factor activity, RNA polymerase II-specific. Lineage: Eukaryota; Metazoa; Arthropoda; Arachnida; Araneae; Uloboridae. The coding region runs from base 166 to 1815 and encodes 549 amino acids. The record is from RefSeq and is a predicted model, not a curated record.